UAGUUAUAUUCCUGGGUUGAAAAUGCGACAGUUCCCCAUUUUACUUCCAAAACCCCUUCUCUACCUCUGAAAGAAAGGUCAAACCUUUGGACAGAGAUCAGGAAAUUCCUUCUUGAUCUUCAAAUGGCGGUGCCGGUAGUUCGCUUUCCUAUCUUCUCGCUGGUCAGAAUCAUCGGAUUUACAGUGCUCAUUCUCGUCUUAAUUUGGACUGUGCAUUACAGAGGCGGCUUGGCCCUCAUUUCCCAAAAUAAAGAUCUCAUCUUCAAUGUUCAUCCUGUAUUAAUGGUGAUUAGCCUUGUGCUUCUCAAUGGCGAAGCCAUGCUAGCCUACAAGACUGUGUCUGGAACAAAAAACUUCAAAAAGUCAGUUCAUCUUGUCCUCCAAUUCCUGGCUUUCUUUUUAAGCAUCAUCGGACUAUGGGCUGCAUGGAAGUUUCACGUUGAUAAAGGCAUUGAUAACUUCUACAGUCUCCACUCUUGGCUGGGGCUAGCCUGCCUCGUCCUGUUUGGAAUUCAGUGGGCUGCUGGAUUUGCGACCUUUUGGUAUCCCGGUGGCUCAAGACAUAGCCGAGAAAGCCUGAUGCCAUGGCAUGUAUUUCUUGGGGUGUAUAUCUACGCUCUAGCUGUAGCUACUUGUGCGACUGGUCUUCUAGAGAAGGCAACGUUUCUACAAACGCAGAAGAUAAUAUCACGCUACUCGACCGAAGCAUUGCUGGUGAAUUCUUUGGGGAUCUUGAUUGUUGUUUUGGCAGGUUUUGUGAUUCUUGGGGUGUUCUCUCCUGUGCAUGGGAAAGGUGAUAACCCCAAAGAAAGAGUAUAGUUAUAGAUACAAGGGAACACUUGACAUUUUAUAGCACAUUCAAAACCAUAUUUUCGAGGAUCAAACAAUGACGAAUAUUUGAAGCAUUGCUACUCUUUGUAAUGCACAGUUCAUCUUCAGAUAUGUGAAAUUUUGUCGAAAUUAUGUUA
Molecule: messenger RNA, 968 nt
Organism: Salvia splendens (bonfire salvia)
Lineage: Eukaryota; Viridiplantae; Streptophyta; Magnoliopsida; Lamiales; Lamiaceae
Product: transmembrane ascorbate ferrireductase 2
Exons: 4
Coding region: 124-819 (231 amino acids)
Molecular function (GO): oxidoreductase activity
Source: RefSeq, a predicted model, not a curated record